Serendipita indica DSM 11827 is the source of this 1587-nucleotide messenger RNA. Lineage: Eukaryota; Fungi; Basidiomycota; Agaricomycetes; Sebacinales; Serendipitaceae. The record is from the annotation of a GenBank genome assembly.
AUGACGAUCAAGUUUACGCGGUCCGGUUUCGCCACUGGGCUGCAUCUUGAACCCGACUUUGACGACAAUAUGUCCAACAGCCAGGCUGCAACUAAAGAACUCAGAGAAAACACGGUGAUUACAUUCCCCGCCCUCUUUGGCCUCUACCGCCAGGGAUUCCUCCCAAAUGGCGUCCGCAUCAUCGGCUAUGCGCGCACAAAGAUGGAUGCACAAGAGUUUCACAAGAGAGCAACGUCGCACAUCUCACCUUCCCCCGAAGACGCGGACAAGGUCGAAGAGUUCAAGGCCCUUUCGACAUACGUCGCCGGUGAUUACGAAGACGACAAGGCCUUCCAGGACCUGAACAAGCACAUCGAAGAGAUCGAAUCAAAAUAUCAGGGUCCAGAACGCAAUCGCAUGUUCUACAUGGCUUUGCCACCCUCAGUCUUCCAGUCCGUCGCACGCGGACUAAAGCGCAACUGCUACACCGACAAGGGCACCAUCCGCGUCAUCGUCGAAAAACCCUUUGGAAAGGACACGGAAUCCUGCCGAGAAUUGCUCAGCUCGCUCAAGGAAAACUUUACAGAAGAGGAAACGUUCCGUAUCGACCACUACCUCGGCAAAGAAAUGGUCAAGAAUAUGCUCGUCAGCCGUUUCGCCAACAUUGCGCUUUCUGCUGGCUGGAGCAAUCAGUUUAUCAGCAGCGUACAGAUCACCUUCAAAGAACCAUUUGGAACCGAAGGCCGUGGUGGCUACUUUGACGAGUUUGGUAUCAUCCGCGAUAUCCUGCAGAAUCGUACGAUCCCCUCUUACAUUCUCGCAAAUCCAUUCUCACCCACCCCUGCAGACCUUACCCAGGUGCUCUGUAUUCUGGCUAUGGAGCGUCCCGUCUCUUUCUCAGCCGAAGAUAUUCGCGACGAGAAGGUCAAAGUGCUUCGCUCUAUCCCACCGAUUGAAAAGUCGGACGUCCUUCUCGGACAAUACGUUGGCGCCAAUGGCAAGCCAGGAUACCUCGACGACGAUACAGUACCACCAAACUCCAAGUGCCCCACAUUUGCCGCCGUUGUACUCUGGAUCCAUACCCCGCGUUGGGAGGGUGUACCCUUUAUCCUAAAAGCUGGUAAAGCUCUCAACGAGGCCAAGGUUGAAGUUCGUGUUCAGUACAAGGACGUGACACAGGGCAUCUUCAAGGACAUUGCCCGCAAUGAACUCGUGAUGCGCAUCCAGCCUUCCGAAGCUAUUUACCUCAAGUUUAACGCCAAAACGCCCGGUCUCUACACACGCGCGAUGCCGACUGAGAUGGACCUCACGUACAAGCGACGGUUCUCCGAAGCCAAGAUUCCAGAAGCAUACGAGGCGCUCAUUCUCGAUGCUCUUCAUGGUGAUAAAUCAAACUUUGUCCGAGACGAUGAGCUCGACGCGGCGUGGAAGAUCUUUACUCCGAUUCUUCACUGGAUAGAUGGCAAAAACGGACAGGCGCCUCGACCAAACCCUUAUCCCUACGGCUCUCGCGGCCCGAAAGAGUUGAACGAUUUUAUGAAAAAAUACGGCUACAAGCGGGCCGAUCAGGGAUACUCAUGGCCAGUGACCAACAUUGCCUCGCUUUAG